Molecule: messenger RNA, 13319 nt
Organism: Alosa alosa (allis shad)
Lineage: Eukaryota; Metazoa; Chordata; Actinopteri; Clupeiformes; Clupeidae
Product: zinc finger protein 469
Source: RefSeq, a predicted model, not a curated record
UCUUCCCUCUCCCUCUCUCACUCUCACCCCUACUCGCUGAAAGUGGAACUCUGGAAGGCACACUGAAGACUUAAGGACUUGGGCUUCUAAAUAUGCGUGUGUCUCUCUCCGUGCCGGCUUCACCACUGCUGAGGCCCUUCAGAUAGUGAUGGGACUUCUCUGCACCAUGAGGGAGAGGGGAGAUUAAUGAGAAGAGACAAUACUGGCUCCUUUCUACCUGUAUGACAGGAGGCCUCUUUAGCUGCACUCCAAAGCACAAUGUCCCAGUGUCGUCCCUGGCACAGAUAAGGGACCUUGCCUGCCGAUCCAACUCCGUGCUGGUAUCAUGGCGGGAGAGAUUAAGAGAACGUACGGCACCAAAGAACUGGAUGCGGGGUCUAAGAAGCUCGGAGAGGGCUCAACGAGAGAGCAGUACGGCGAGAAACGUCAAAGAGGUUCUCCGGAGCCCUACUCGAAUGGAACCGUGAAGUUCAUAGACAAGGACCGAGAGAGCACACAGCAGCGCGAGGCCGUCAUAAGGCCCCAGCAGGCGGGAAAAAUAGACUUUAAGUCGCUGCAGAACCGCCCCAAGUUCACCAGCGACAGCAGGCCAUGGCCCGGGGGUAAGGGCAGCCCCCAGUCACCAAGCGGCAAGAGCCGGACCCGGGACAAGGGCAAGAAAUCCAGCAAGUCGGAACGCGGCAACCCGCAGCAGCUGUAUCGCCUGAGCAUCACCAACCCCCGCUCCAACAACCCCACAAUCGGGAUCGCCUACCCGCAGCAAAAGGUGUCGCCGCCCAAGAAGCUGGAGGCCAGCCGGGGGCCGUUGUCCGGCAGCUACAGGUUCCACGUGCCCAGCAUCCCCGAGCGGGAGGCCGAGCUGCAGCAGGAGGAGCGGAGCUACGGCCGCUGCUUCCCGGAGGGCCCCUCCAACCUCACCUCCGCCAGCUAUACCUCACAGGUGGUGGUGGGGGGCACCUCGGGAGGACCGCCUGCACCCCAGCACCCAGCCUCCACCCAGCAGCAGCAGCAGCAGCAGCAGCAGCCACCACAACAACAGCAGCAGCAGCAGCAGCAGCAGCUGCCGCUACCACAGCCACAGGGUCCUCUGGACACUAGUGGGUCACAGCCCUCUGGUCAAAUGCUCUUCUCAGACUUUCAGCUGAACGGGACCGACGCGUGGCAGUCGCCGGAGAGGACGCUCGCUGGCGCCGCCUAUGGGAUUACAGCGCAAAAAGCCAACCUUGCGGUCGAGCCGAACAAGGCCGGCUUCAUGCCCCUGUCCUUCCAGUAUGGCUUUCCGCUGCUGGAGGACUCGGCCACGGACGCUUUUUCUUGUGACCAGAACCCUCCGUCACAGGACUACAUGGACACUUCCUUGGCCCCUUCCGGCCAGGUGCCUCACAACCCAUUUGCCUUCCAGGCCUCUGCAGAGGGACAGGAGGCAGGACAGCAGGGCAGCGGCGGUCAGUUCGGCAGCGAACAGAGCGACGACAGGCCGCCGUACCCCCUGUCCACUCAGCCGCAGCAGUACCUGCAGAUCCCACACGGGCCUCCGUCUUCCAUGCACUGCCCCAGGGGCGUGGGCGAGGAGACGGGCCUGGGGGAGAGCUCCGCUCCCAGUUCGGAUCAGAGCAAAGGUGGCCUGGUGGACAAAACAGACGCCGCUGCCACUUCAGGGGGCAAAAGGAACUGCCACCCCAAAGACGGCGGCGCCACCACCACCGCUGCCGCCAAUCAGAGGGUACUCAUUCAAAACAACGUCCACCAUAUCAGAAACAUUGCACAGGGCCCCGGCUCUCAAAUGCACUUUCCUGGCAAAGCUUACAGCAGCCCCCCACUCAACGCUGUCCACAUGGGCCCUGUGCCUCAUGAGAAGAACAUGAGCAAGAGCCACAGCCGGGCUGCACAGCCGUGGGAGGGCCCGAACAAGGCCUUUUCGCCCAUGGAGCAGAACUCUCUGGCUUACUCCAACCUGCCAGAGAAAUAUCCCUUUCAGUGCCAGCCGGUACAUGACCAGAGGCAGGGCCCAGGUAAAAACAACCGCAUGACCUGGCAGCAGAUAAGGUCAGCCAUGCCAAACCAGAACAGGAUUGAGCUCUCCAGGCAGUUGAGUAAUCAGAAGCUGACGUUUGUAAUCGCACCCAAUGAGUGGCAGGAUGAGGAAAAAUUGCACAAGGCCGGUCCGCUCAAAAGUCCUGGCACCUUCCAGAACAAAAGGCCCUCUGAAGGGUACUCAAACCAAAGACAGGAGAGUGUCAAACAGACUUGUAGCACAGGGUUGCCCCCGUGUCCCUAUAAAAGCAAAGCUGAGGCAAGUCACGUGCAGGCCUGUGAUGCUAAGAAUAAGUCGCUAUACUUUGGGAUGAACCAAUCGAUACCUGGGGCAUCCACCAGAGCAUGUAACUAUCCUCCUAUGCAGGUGCCACCCAUGGGCAUGAUGCUUGUGCCCCCCUACGAGUCCCCCUUGCCCUCCCCCACUCAGAACCCCGCCUCUAGCAGUACGUGCUCGUCCUCUCCCACUCAGAACCCUGCCUCUAGCAGUACGUGCUCGUCCCUCUCACCUGCUUCCACGAGCCCUGUCAACAGCAGCUCUGAUGAUAGCCAGAUCUCAAAGCCUGUUGGCCCACCACCAUUCUACCAUCAGCAACAGGGUAAGGCACUGACAUCCACCGAUCACCUCAACACAAACCAUCACCAUUUCCAUGCGGAUGCCCCGCGCAGUCUGCCCUACCCCACAGAUAGACCCAAGGAGGACAUGAUGGGCUUUCUGCAGAACAACAGAGCACACCCAAAGUCCAGCAUGGAGAGUAGCAAAGGCUGUAUGGACAACUUUGGGAUGGAGCACCAUCCCCCACCCCCGUACUCUGCCCACCAACUACUGGCCACCUCCUUAGCUACUGCGAACCUCGACCAGUUGGAUGUGUUGCUCACUUGCAAGCAGUGUGAUCAAAACUUCAACAACUUGGUGUCUUUCCUUGACCAUAAGCAGUACUGUGGACAGCAUGCGUUUGCACAAAAUGACUUCAAAGACAUAUCAAAAGUCGAGGACCCCAAAAAGUUCCAAAUGGAUCCCACCAAAGCCCUGAACUCUGGAACAGGCUUUUCUCAAAUGUCACGUUGCCCGUCAGACCUGCAUUUAUCUCUGCUCGGGCUGAGCAAGAAUGGUGAACUAAUACCUGAAACAGAGGCAAAAGUUGACACCAAAGAUGACCCCUUGAAAUUGAACUUGUUUUCGGGGGCAACAACUCCUGUUUCUCUUCCUGACCUAGAUAUGGAGGAUGCUAAAUUAGACAGCCUUAUCACAGAAGCUCUGAAUGGACUUGGGUAUCAGUCUGACAAUGCAGAGAUUGACAGCAGCUUUAUCGAUGCAUUUGUGGAUGAUGAACUCACAACUGCCAAGUGCACGUCAAACAGGCAGACACUGAAAACCAAAGACUGUGUGAUGUUUGAGAGUCGAACCAAGCAUGAAGCAACCGCUAGUGAAAAGUCAUACACACAAGGAAAAUGUCCUUAUGACUCCGACUUAGACAGCCGUAGCACUGACAGCAAGCAGACAGAAAGUAGUAAUACAGAGAGUCAGAGCUUAGAACAGAGUGAUGACACCAACUCCAAGGAGGAGAGCUCACCAGAGAGCCUCAUUGUCUCCUCCCUAGAUAAGAGCAGAGAGCAUAAACAGUGGGUGAAAGAAACACGAAAGUCAGAAACGACAUUAGAGGAAAGUUCAGGUAAUCCUUGCUUUGUCUUAUCCAAAAAGUUCUCAGAGCGCUGUGGAAUUAAGAGCGUGCAGGAAAGCUCCCUGUUUGUCAAGUCAUCUGUUCCUCAAUCCCCGUCUGGCAACAGGACGUCCACCACGCAGAGGCUCGUGACCCGGGAGGGGAAGAGGAAAAGGACAGGUGGAGGAACGUGGAGCAAGGAGCUCAUCCACAAAAUCGUCCAGCAGAAGAACAAGCUGCACAAGCUCCACGUCAAAGGCACCAAAAAUAUGCAGUUCUCCCUGGUGAUGGAGAGGCUAACCCCCACAGUGCAGACCCCCACGUUCAGGGAAUACGACUACGUGUCUGACUCUGACGAAGACUGUGAGCCUCUGAAGAUCGCCGGGAAAGGCCGCCUCAGCCAGAGCAUCCGCUGCAAGUACACAUACACCAAAGAAUGCAAGGGCAGAGCGAGGAGUGAGAAAAGCCGAGACCUCCCGUGGAAGCAGGAUAAAAACGACUGUUUUGAGUCCAAAAGGCGGAAUGAUGUGUCUCUGUCCCCCGUGAAAGAGAGGCUGAGGCGGCGGAGUAGCAGGUCUUCCACCAGCAGUGAGCUCAGCACCUCUGUGAGCCUCUCCAGCGACGGCAUCAGCAGCCCCAAGAGCACUGAUCGCACGGACUCGGACAGCGAGAGAAAAGUCGAUGUGAAGCGGAAGGACUCGGACUGUUUUGAGCAGAACGGGCUCGAGCGGUCACCACACAGGGUGCGCCGAGAGUCCAACACUUCCCUGGCAUUGUCCUUCUCCAAAAACACCAAGCGCUACAGCACAGAGAAGAUUCUCCUCUCUGCCAACAAAGAGGACUCGACGACCACCACGAAAUGCUCGAACAGUAGCAGCAGGAACACGGAAAUUGUGUCGGAACUCACAAAGACCAGGAGCGUUUUUAGAUUCAAGAGCACAGAGGUGUCCGCUGCGGGCCAAGGAGGACCGCUUCAGCUGUGAGACUGGCUCAUGGCGAGAACGGAAGAGUCCACAUGUCACACGAAAGAGAGUCACAAAACCAGCUCCAGCUCUAAACUCUAUUCAUCGGAGGUACUGAGCAACAAGGAGUUAAACAGUAACAGCAAGCAAAAGAAAGAUGACAGUUCAUCGAAAGUGAAACCAUCUCACAAAAGAAAAGCUGAAAGUGUCAGUCAUGCCGCACUGCAACAUUCAGACACCCCGACAAUUGAGUUUGACAAGCUUACUGAUGGUGUGCAUGGUGACAGCAAAGAGCCGACAAACUUCCACACUGAUCUGGUGAAAAAGCCCCCAUCACUGUGCAAUGUGCUGAUGGAUGAAGUGUGUUUGUCCCCCACCAAUUUACAAGAUGUUGCUGUGCAGAAAGACUCUAUGAGACACAGCCUCAUGCCUUGUCCAUUAGAACAGGAGCAGAGUUUGUUAAAAUCUCCUCUCUCAUUUGACACGUCAUCCAUGUUUGGAGACCUCACAGUCGGUGCCUUUGACAACAACCUAUAUCCAGACAUACAGCUGAAUAAAGACAGCUUUAGUCCACUGGAGCCCAGCAGUGACAAAAAGGAAAUGUUUGAGUCCUCCUUUUCUCCUUUCCUGGAGCAAAGAGACUGGGGCUUAAUGGUGGAUGUCACUCCAGAGCUACCAGACGAGAUCUCCCAGUACAAAGACGACUCCGAUGCGGAGAGUGAGAAAAAGAGCAGUUUUGGCACAGUGCCGUUUUCUCUGCCAGACAAGAUCAUGAACUACAGCACGGGCCUGAGCAAUUGUGUGUCCGAGGACGAGCUGGAGAUCAAGCGAAUUGUCACCGAGCUGGAGAGCCAGUUGCAGACAAACAAGCUCAGCACUUCGUCGCUGCUCGAGGAGGAGCUCCCGAAACAGCUGACCAUGAGCAAAUUCUCACCCCUGCGGCUAGACCAGGAAACUGAUAAUGAGCAGGGCGCUCUCGAGGUGGACUGCGCUGGUGAGAGUUUAGCACUGACAGCACCAAACAUGCCAGUGGAUCCCCACUCUGAGGGAUUCUCCGAGCCUGAGAUGCCCUGGGCUAGUCCUCUUCAGUUUGGGUUGGUGGAGACGCAGCACUGCCUCCACACCCCGACACACUCCAUCACACACACUCACGACACUCAGAGUGACAAAGUCGGCACCGGUGGUGACAUAUCCGUGGCAGAGAGAGAGGACCACCCAGGUACACCUCAUAAAUCAGAAGGUGACAGUGACGUCAAGAGCCUGCACACAGACAAAUCCGAGGAGAUGCUCGAGAAUGAAAUGUACAAGGAAAAUCUUAUGAAAAGUCUGGAAGUCAUUUCAGACUCCAUCUUUAAGAAGGAUCCUCUGCCACUGCCACUGUCGGAAUCUAAACUUUUACAGUCAAGCCCAGAGCACUCUCAGAGCAGCUGCCAAGAAGCUAAUGAUGAUUUAAUGGGAAAUGAUACUCUAUCUGACGCAGAAGAAACGAGGUUAGACAAACAGUCUGAGGCUCUGUAUGCUUCUCCUCGGUCUGUGAGUGCAGGCUGUGAAAUGGCAGAAGAGGUAGACACAAUAAAAUUCAACGACUCCUCAGAGAAUCCAGUCACCCAAAAUAACACUAAUGCCACAGAAAGCUCUCAGAUGGAGCCAUUUCAUGUCUUGGCGUCACAGUUACAUGAUCCUCAAAACCCUGUGGAAAUAUGUGAGGAGCUCCAGAGCAAAGCUCUUAAGAGACAUCGAGACUCCUCAGAGUCCCCAGAAUUAUUGUUUCCCACCACUCUACAAUAUGAGCGAGAGCGGUCAAAGGACUGCAAUUGGGCAAGCAGACAGCUGGAGCAGGAAGAAAUGGAAAUGAAUUCCAAUAUAAAGUCUGAUCAGACAGGGACAGAAGAGACAUCCAAAGAGUCAAAGGUCUCUCAGCCUUGCCAUGGCAAACCAUCAGUUGAUGAGGCAGAGGAAAAGGGUAAAGAAUGUGUAGAAGAGGGCUGUUUGACAGCUCAUGAACUGAAAGAAUCUGAAAGAGUUGUGGAAGAAGAUGGGAUCAAAAACACAGCAGUUCAUCCAGCAUGCAGCGCCUCCCGAGAGGGUGAGGAGUCAAGUAAAACAGAGAACAUUACUGAGGAGCACCUUAGCACACAGAUGAUUGAAGCAGCUGCAGAAAGCACUUGCCAUGCCUCACCUCAGAUUAGUGUUACUGAGCACUUCUCUCAUGCUCAUGCAAGCCAUGUGGACCCAAUUAAGGACACUGAUAUGGACACUGGUGAGGGGAUUACCUCAGACCUGCCUGACCAAAUCACAGAGGAGCCAGGGUACCGAGACAUCCUGGUUGAGCCCACCCUGACCAUAGCUACAUCACCCUUAACCCCUGCUUGUACUGAUGACACUCACGAGGAGGAGCAGAACAAGCAUUUAGCCAUACCUCCACUUAGCCCCUGUUUACCAUCCCCACCACACGGAAGCCCUGCUUUGCAUAUGAAGGACACUGAGCUGAAAACAAAAUGGCAGGAUGACAGUCAGCCAACCGGAGACACAGAGGUGCCCAGAGAGGAGCAAAAUGAGUUGAAUUGCAUAAAAGAGACGCUCAUCAGUGAGCCACCACCAGCAGCAGCUGUAGGGCUGGAUCACCCCUGUGUCCCCCAUUUGGAAUUUGAAAUGACCAAGAGUGAAAUGUCUAUAUCUGACACAAUGGUCUGUAAUUCCAUUGUAUCUGUCAACUCUAACCUCACUGUUCCCUCUCCAACAGAAACAUUCCCAAGCAAAGACUCUGUUUAUGAUUUCAAACUAAGCCCCCUGAGUUAUAAAGAAGUUUCCGAUAAUCAAGAGCACUUUCACUAUAAUUUCACCUCACUCCCAUCGGAAAAAGAAAUGGUUGAGUACUCAUGUAUAAAAACAAGUCCAAAAUCUGAUGAUAAUCAAAAUAAUACUGAUUUGCUAUUACCAUCAAAUGAGCUCAGCACAGGACAUGAUGACCAGGAACUUAAACUGUCGACUGAUUCAAACAAACUAGAAGCACUGAGCAUGCCAGCUAUUUCUAUACAAAAGAGCCACAUUGAAGAUAAUGACAAUUGCUCAUACAGUGAUGUGACUUGCAGUCGACAACAAGAAUGCAUCUCUACAAAUAAAAUGCAUGUCAGCAAGAUGGAGAACUGCCAUGUGGCUCUUGAGACAAUUGAUUUCAUGGAUUUCCACCUGGGACUACUGAAAAAAACAGAUGGAGAGAGCUUUGACAUAUUAACGAUUCCUACUGAAGACGUGUCCUUCACCAUGAGAGCAAACAAUGCUGUGUCCACUGUUGAGAAACUUCUCCAAGGCCAGGGAGAGACUGCCACAAAACCUUCAACAUCAGCACCACCAACUCAAACAGAAGAGGGACUUGUUACAAAGCAUGCCGAGGCAAAACCCUCCCCAAAAAAGAAUAACGCCAGCCACCCCGGCCAAGGAAACUUUCAGUGUGAGAUUUGCUCAAUGUACCUCCGCACUCUGCCAGGACUGAAGAGACACAAAGCCAUGAAACAUGUGGUGAGAACAAAUGUGAGUGUAUCCAUGACCAGUAACACAUCAAUUUAUCAAACACCAGUGCCUCUCCAGAAAGACGCUCAGCCACUUAUAAACAUGCACAGCCUGCAAACACAGGGAAAUGCAAUGUCGAUUAAUGUGGAUGAGCCAGUUUCGAUGUUAGAAAGCACUGCGAGUGAGCCAGACUCCUCAGCAGAGCCUAACCAUAAAGAGAAGAAAAGACAUCCGGCAACGGAAAAGACUAGAAAAAAUGGCAAAGCGUGGAAAAACAAAAACAGUGAAGUCGGUGGUGAGAGUUAUCCAUUUAACAUUGUGAAAGCUGACCCUUUCCCCGAGGAGUUGCUGUCCAUGCUGGACACAGACAUACUGCAUUCCAUACCCCCUGAGUUCCCACCUGUGUCCCAGCAAGGAUGCUGUCCACUCCCUGAAAAGACAAAUACAACCAGUAGCCAUGAAGGAUCUGAAGUGGCCGGCCCAGAGAAACUUACUGUGGAGACUGACAUUAAUGACCAUAAGUUCACCACAUCUCCCACAGACUCAUUUCAUAUUCAAGAGCAGGAUCUAAUGGCCUCAAACACCCCAGAAGAAGCAGGCACCAGUGCAGCAAAGGAAGGGAUUGUUAGGGACUUUGAGAUGAGUGGGGAGCACGAAUCAUGCAACAUGAAAACAAUAGCAUAUGCACAGACUGCAUCCUUGGGGCAAAAAAGCAUGAAUACAGAGCUGGAGCAAAAAUCGGAGGUGGAGAUCAAGAGUGAAAGCAGUAAUGAGCCCAGAGAAGACGCCGACCCACUCACAUGUUCUUUUAAAGAAACCCCAGCUAGUCCCUCUGGUCUUGGACCGGACCUUAACGCCCUUCUUGACGAUGAGAGUACAUUCUCACAGUUAUUCCCUCGGACUGAAGAAAUGAAAAGAAAAAAGUGUCCAAGGGUGUACGGCAAGAGCAAUAAAAAGCAAAAAGUAGCCUCAAAUGUGCCAGCUGUUCAGGACUAUCCUCCUGCUGACAUGUUUCUUGACAGGAGAGAGGACUAUAAGGAAAGUAAAACUGACAAAAUGUUUGUGAAUAAUAUCAACGCUCCUGAAUAUGAUAUGAUGACUAUUGAUGAUGCAAUCAUAUUAGACAUGUGUCACAAAGGCGUGAUGAAAGGUUCUGCAGAAAAAGAUUGUCAUAGUGACAGUGUGACAAACGAAAAGGGCUAUGAUGAGACCGCAGACCAUGGUAUAAACACAUUCUUGUGCCCGACAGAGGACAUCAUCAGUAAGGUCCCGGUGCCCUUGGGGCCCCUAAAUCCUGUUGCUGACACGGAUCCCCUGGUCUCUCCAGACGUCGAGUUGUGCAAAUCAGAACUCACGGAUACUUACCCUGGUGCUCCUCCCUGUGUUCAGGAAAACGUUUCACAUUUGCCCAGCAUUGACAUUCAGAACCUCAACACCACAUUCCAACUUCCGGAAAUUCAGUUUUUUGAACCUGGCAAAGACAUCUCGAUAGUUGGGAGCAUCAUCAGUGAAGACGAUGUGUUGCAGAGUCUUCCCACCGAGAGCGAAAAACCUGCGAAGAAGCCUGCGGAGCGAAGGGGCAGAAAACGUGGCGAGGCUGGACUGAAGCCCAAGGACAAACAGUACAAGUGCAAAGUCUGCUUCACAUGGUUCCUCACCUUAGGCGAGCUCAACUUCCACAAGCUCUCCCACAAUCCAUCACCACCGCCCACCUGCUACAUGUGCGUCCAGCGCAAGUUCAGCUCCCGUGAGCAACUGCGUGACCACCUGAGGGAGAAGCACGCCAAGAACAAGGCGGGCGUGUGGGCCUGUGGCAUGUGCCUGAAGGAGAUAUCGGACGUGUGGAUGUACAACGAACACCUGCGCGAGCACGCCACCCAGUUCGCCCGCAAGGGCCAGACCCAGAGCUCCCUCCUGGACAUGCCCGGCUGCUUCAUGCAGGAGAACGCAGUGAAGAACUUCAUCACCUCCAUCAUGCAGCACCAGCCCAGCAAGUCCAGCAGAGGAGACAAGUCGUCCUCCAGGGAGGACAGGAGAGCCACGCCGGACGCAGCUGGGCAAGAAACCAAGACAGAUGAUGACAGCGAGCCCAUCGUGACCAAGACCAAGGGCAGUGGCGGGGGCAGCAAGCACAGCACUUUCACUCCGCUCGAGGUCCUAAAGGCUGAGAUUGCCCCGAAGAAUGUCGAAAUGCAUCCCAACUGCAAAGACCCCUCCAGAGACUGCCACCACUGUGGCAAACAGUUCCCGAAGCCGUUCAAGCUACAGCGACAUCUGGUGGUGCACAGCUUGCAGAAGAUCUUCCUCUGCAACAAAUGCCCCGUCUCCUACCAGGAGGCCAAGGAGCUUAAGGACCACCUGAAGAACGAGCACGAGGAGCUCGACGAGUCUGACUCCAAACACACCACUCUGUACACCUGUGAGCUGUGCGCCGACGUGAUGCAUGUGAUCAAAAAGUCCUUCAUAUGCAGCACGUGCAACUACAUCUUCUCCAAGAAGGAGCAAUUCGACCGCCACAUGGAGAAGCAUCUGGCUGGGGGAAACAAAAUCUUCAAGUUCAGAGGGGUCCUACGCCCUUGCAAAAUGGCCGCGUCCAAAGAUGACAGCUUCAACUCACCUCCAAGCAAGAAGAGAAAGAUCCUACCGGAAAGCCUGCAGGAAAAUAGCUCUGACAGUGGCAUUGCCAGCGUUGCUUCUUGCCACCUAGGUCAGAGUGUGGAGUUGGAGGCUCUGAAAUCUUCAAUGACUGAGCCUAUGCAGUGCAGUGAUGACAAUGAGCACCAGACCGAGACGAGCGACACAGACGUUAAGACGGAGGACGAGAUUCUUGACGAACUCAAACAGUGUCAGUUCAAUGUAGACUCUGCAGUCCAAACCUCCCCCCCGAAAGCUAUACCAAAGACGGAGGAGAGUGACGACCUUUCCCACGUUGAACCUGCCCAAGAGACAAAGAACAAUGGCAAAGACGUUAAGUGUAUGACAGUCAACUGUGACGUCAAGGAAGAAGAUGACCCUCUUGCCAGCCCAAAACAACUCGUUUCACCCGCAAGUGUUACAGGAGACGAGAGAGAUUGCACAAGCAAACCUAAUCAGUGUUUUUCAGAAGCAAAUAUCCAUGAGAGCUUAAAAGAGGAAGAUCACAACAAGAGAGGAGGAGAAUCUUCUCCUGGGAGCCUGGACAAGUCACGCGCUGCUGAUCUGCCCCACAAAGAGCCCCUGUCUUACUGCCCCAAGCUGCCAGAACAAAUGAGACAAGAGAAAGCUAAAGACCACCCUGUCCUCACCGCCACCUGUGACGCUGAGGGAAAAGAUCCUCCAUCUACAAGUGACACUGACCAAUUUGUUAGUCCUCAGAUGAAGGAGAAAGCAGGUUCCAGAGCAGCUGAGAACCGCAAGCACAGUCCCGGAGCCAGCCCAUGGGCAUUGUCUUCUGGAACCGCAGAAGUGUCGCCAGUCCCUCAUGCCAAGGCCACUCCCUUGACCUCGUCAUCCAACGAAGAAAAGGAGUCGACAAGGCCGCAUAAAAAAAGGAAAGAGCCGAAAGUGACAUACAGCUCACAGAAGACAUCCUCAACGGUUGCACGGGAGAAUCUCGGCAUCGACUCGAGGGCGAAAAAGAAGUUCCGUCUGAGCAAAGCUGAACUCCCUUCAGGCCUGAGAAAGCCAGAGGCCCCAGGUGACUAUCCCGUGCUCUCGUCUGUGAAGGACGAUAUUGUCAGCAACAAGAUUGUCUCCAAGCACAGGUCAGGGACUCUUGGCCUGCAACUCAAAAAGGGCUCCCUCGACAAUUAUCCACCAAAGAAGACCGAGAUUGUACGACAUUUAAAUGUGGAGUUCAAAGGGAAGAGGUUAGGUCCUGGCCGGCCUGUCCAGUCUCCCACUUCCAAAGUGUCAGUGCCAUCAAUUAACAAUUCCUUGAACAAGUCCAAGCCUAAAGCAGGGGUCAGAUCUGUGGACACACACUCCUACCGCACUGCAGAGUCACAGAAUAACCUCCUGAGCCAGUUAUUUGGCCAGAAACUCACUAGCUUUAAGAUUCCUUUAAGGAAGGACACUUCUGAAUCAAUAAACUGAGGGAGAGCAUUCUGAGUGAGCUGGAGACACCAGAAAGUGGUGGACGAGACUGUACUGGGGAAACGUUCCCGACUCUCCCCUCAGUGAUAACGUUUUCACUUUUUAUUUAGUCACUUUAUUUCUUUUUUAUCUUCAUUUGUUUGUAAAUGUAACUGUUGCAUUAAUGUGAGGACCAAUUGAAAAGACGAGUUUAUGAAAUAUAAAAUAUUUUUGAAAGGACUUCCCUUUCCUCUGAAGUUUGACAUUAUCUUUUUAAGAGAGACUUUAUUUCAUUUACAAAAAAAAGAAAAGAAAAAAAUAUUACUUGAAAAUAAACUGAAAAUAUUUUUGUUAAAUAAUGCAUGACAGUAUGACCUUCUUUUUCUUUUGGGAGAAUAGGACCAAAGGACUCUGCAAAAUAAUAUGGACCAUGGCAAAGCAUCUUUGUUUAUGCUUUAGAGACUUACUGCUUUUAUUUCCUUUUGCUUCACUGUACUGCAGUGACAUUCUUUGUAUUGGCUUUUGUAUAACAUUAACUGGUGCUAUUCUAUGUUGUACUGUAAUGUGAACACAAAUGUCGUCCAUUGGAACAGAAAAGGUCACAACUUCCUUUCUCUUCAUCCCACAUGCUGGUAUUCUAGGUCCUGCACAAAAAUAAUAUGCAAGAAGGAAUUACUGUUGAUAAUAACAAAUUGUGCAUUUCUUUUUUAAGUGUUUAUCUGGCUUCUUGGAAAGGGUAUUAUUAACUGUUUAACCAUUUGCAUGAGAUCACAUCUGUCGAACUCAGGUGCUAGCAAGCCCUUAUCUGAAAGCUCUCCAGUGCACUGAUGUUUCUGCACAGAAAAACCCCACACCAUCAUCUGUCUGUCCUGCAGCUGGUUAGGACGCCUAUUUACUAGAUUCCAAAAAGGUGCUUUAUCUUGUUUAUAUGUAUCUUAACUUUGUAUAAUAUUGUAGGUAGUUUAUUUCUUGUGCAAUGCGUAAUGUCAAAAGUUUAUUUUAAUAAUAUGCAACAGAGUCGAAGAAUAAGAAGAAAGGGAAUUUAUGAUUGGCAUUAAAGUGCUUUACCAAGUGCCUCAUAAACUGGUUAUUGAAAGUC